Messenger RNA from Mesorhabditis belari, 528 nucleotides. NCBI's taxonomy places the organism in Eukaryota, Metazoa, Nematoda, Chromadorea, Rhabditida, Rhabditidae. The record is from the annotation of a GenBank genome assembly.
AUGACUCACACUUUGCCAAGGACCAACUCAGCCUCCAAGCCAAAUGAGCCAGUCACCAAGCAAAAGAUCCGUCGUGUAAAGGCAAACGGCCGUGAGCGACAGAGAAUGCACGGACUGAACAGUGCUUUGGAUUUACUCCGUCAAUGUGUGCCUAUCACCACGCAACAUCAGAAACUCAGCAAAAUCGAGACGCUUCGCUGUGCGAGAAAUUAUAUCGGCGUACUACAGCGAAUGGCUACUACUGGCUGGCAACCAACACCACUUGAAUAUGCUCGGAUUCUCAGCGCUGGAAUGAGCCAAACAACUACGAAUCUUAUCGCAAAUAUGCUCCAGGUACCACCCCGUUUGGUGAUGGGCUCUCCACUCACUCUUGGGCAUCAAAUGAAUACCCUCCUACCCAACAACUAUUUCAUGGACACAAUGCCGAGCAGCAGUGACUCGAGUUUCGAUCUUUCCCCUUCACCCUCUCAUCCUAUUCACUCGCAUCCUUCUCCCACUCAUAUGCACUACCCAUUCCCACCACAAUUC